AUGCACAUCCCGUCCCAUUUCUUUCCAAAAACAUCAUCACCCAUUAAAACUCACCUAGACACUGCAACUAAGAUCAAACCAAACGAAGCACCUGCAAUGCACAAAUACGAAACCCCACGAAGGCGAACAAAAAACAGUAAGCGUCAGAAUCUGAAGCCUCCCUUGCUCCUCCAUUUUCUUGAAGAAGUACAUGGGCUUCAAAGCUCGCCUCAACAUGAAAGCCACCGAGAAGGGCAGACCGAACGCCAGCAAGCUCUGAACAGAAACCUCCGGCAAGGGAGAGUCCCUCAUGCCGUACGAUAUCCAAGCUCCCAGGCCAAGGUGGACGAGGCCUAA
Molecule: messenger RNA, 336 nt
Organism: Striga asiatica
Lineage: Eukaryota; Viridiplantae; Streptophyta; Magnoliopsida; Lamiales; Orobanchaceae
Source: the annotation of a GenBank genome assembly